Aspergillus homomorphus CBS 101889 is the source of this 1296-nucleotide messenger RNA. RefSeq names its product putative cell wall glucanase (Utr2) (gene utr2). Gene Ontology annotation, molecular function: glycosyltransferase activity; hydrolase activity, hydrolyzing O-glycosyl compounds. The record is from RefSeq and is a predicted model, not a curated record. The coding region runs from base 1 to 1296 and encodes 431 amino acids. The transcript is spliced from 3 exons. Gene Ontology annotation, biological process: carbohydrate metabolic process; fungal-type cell wall organization. Gene Ontology annotation, cellular component: fungal-type cell wall. NCBI's taxonomy places the organism in Eukaryota, Fungi, Ascomycota, Eurotiomycetes, Eurotiales, Aspergillaceae.
AUGCACUUCGCCUCCUCCCUAUUCCUGGCCUCGUUGGCCGCCACAUCCGCCUUGGCUUCCGCGCCCACAUGCAGUACCAGCUCGCAAUGUCCGGAAGAGUACCCCUGCUGUUCGCAGUAUGGUGAAUGUGGUACCGGUGCUUACUGUCUGGGUGGAUGCGAUCCGAUGUCGUCGUUCUCUCUCAACUCUUGCGUUUCCGGACCCGUGUGUCAGAGUAAGACCUACACGUGGGACAACCUGGACAAUGCCGCCCUGAACACCAAGUAUCUCGGAAACUCUUCGGAAGCCGACUGGGUCUACAGCGGCUACCCGAAGAUCGAAGACGGUAACCUUCUGUUGACUAUGCCCAAGAACACCGUGGGCAGCCUGUUCGCCAACAACCAUUACGUCUGGUACGGCAAGAUCUCCGGCAAGGUCAAGAGCAGCCGUGGUAAAGGUGUUGUCAGCGCAUUCAUCCUGCUAUCAGAUGUGAAGGAUGAGAUUGACUUCGAAUUCGUCGGUUCUGAUCUGGCUAAUGUCCAGACCAACUACUACUGGCAGGGAGUUUUGGAUUACAACAAUGGAGGCAAAUCAGGGGUUAAUGGCAGCGAUACCUUUGAUGAUUGGCAUGAGUAUGAGAUCGAUUGGACCGAGGAUGCUAUCACUUGGUCUGUGGACGGUAAAGUCACCCGCACCUUGACGAAGGAAUCCACCUACAACGAAACUUCCAAGACCUACAAAUAUCCCCAGACGCCUUCCCGGAUGCAGCUGUCAUUGUGGCCUGCAGGCCAAGCUAGCAAUGCGGAAGGAACAAUUCAGUGGGCUGGUGGUGAGAUCGACUGGGACAGCGAGGAUAUCAAGGAGAAGGGAUACUACUACGCCACCUUCGGAGAGAUUACUGUUGAGUGCUACGACGCCCCGAACGGUACCGUCUCGACUGGUGACAAGUCCUACGCUUUCGUUGGCGAGGAUGGACUCCAAAGCUCCGUCGUGAUCACCGACAACAGCACCGUUCUCGCCUCUUUUGGGGCUACCGGCUUGGAUAUGGAUCUCGGUAGCAAAAGUUCCAAUACCACGGGCGACAACAGCACGGUUCCCGAGAACCGUGGAGGCUCGGGCAAUGAGCCUGGCGCCACGAAUUCGACCACUGGCACCAGCACCGGCACGAGCAGUGGUAGCGCCAGCGAUUCGACGGGUUUCAGCCAGGGUACCUCAACCGACACUAGCUCCAACGGCGCCGCCUCUCCGAGCGAACGUGUUAUGAGAGGCUCCUUCUCCGCUGUGUUGGUCGCAGUUGUCGUUUUGGUCACUCUAUAA